GCUCGGGGCGCACACGGCGAGAGGGGCUCGGCGGCGGCGGGCGCGCAGCGAUGGGGAGCGGCGGCGUGAUCCACUGCAGGUGUGCCAAGUGCUUCUGCUACCCGGCCAAGCGCAGGCUGCGGCGGCGGCCCCGGCCCCUGAGCCUGCUGAAUCUCCCCGAGGACGUGCUCUUCCACAUCCUGAAGUGGCUCUCGGUGGGGGACAUCCUCGCCAUCCGCGCUGUCCAUUCUCACCUGCGGGCCCUGGUGGACCAUCACAGCAGCGUGUGGGCGAGCGCCAGCUUCCAGGAGCUCUGGCCUUCCCUGCAGAACCUGCAGCUCUUCGAAAGGGCCGCGGAGAAGGGCAACUUCGAGGCUGCCGUGAAGCUGGGCAUCGCCUACCUCUACAACGAAGGCUUGUCCGUGUCCGACGAGGCCCGUGCGGAGGUGAACGGGCUGAAGGCUUCCCGCUUCUUCAGCCUGGCCGAGCGGCUGAGCUCCGGCGCCGCGCCCUUCAUCUGGCUCUUCAUCCGGCCGCCCUGGUCGCUGUCCGGGAGCUGCUGCAAGGCCGUGGUGCACGAGAGCCUCCGUGCCGAGAGCGAGCUGCCGGGGGCUCACAAGGCAUCCAUCCUGCACUGUCUGGGCCGGGUGCUGAGUCUCUUCGAGGAUGAAGAGAAGAGGCGGCAGGCCCGGGACCUGUUCGAGGCGUCUGCGAGUCAGGGCUGCUUGCCCAGCUCCUACCUCCUGUGGGAGAGCGACAGGGACGCCGAUAUGUCUGACCCUGGACGAUGCCUCCACAGCUUCCGGAAACUCAGGGACUACGCUGCCAAGGGCUGCUGGGAAGCCCGGCUCGCUCUUGCCAAGGCCUGUGCACACUGGAAGCAGCUGGGCCUGGAGGCCAGCGCGGCCAGCGAGGCGGUGAGCCAGCUCUUCCAGAGCUCCCGGGCCGUCAGCAAGCUGCGCGUCUUCUCUGUGCAGAAGGGGCUCAGCGACACCAUGCGGUACAUCCUGAUCGACUGGCUGGUGGAAGUGGCCACCAUGAAGGACUUCACGAGCCUGUGCUUGCACCUGACCGUGGAGUGUGUGGACCGCUACCUGCGGAGGCGGCCAGUCCCCCGUCACCGGCUCCAGCUGCUGGGCAUCGCCUGCAUGGUCAUCUGCACCCGGUUCAUCAGCAAGGAGAUCCUGACCAUCCGCGAGGCCGUGUGGCUCACGGACAACACGUACAAGUACGAGGACCUGGUGCGCAUGAUGGGCGAGGUGGUCGCCGCCCUGGAGGGCAGGAUCCGCGUCCCCACCGUGGUGGACUACAAGGAUGUGCUGCUGACCCUGGUGCCCGUGGCGCCCCGCACCCGGCGCCUUUGCGGCUUCCUGUGCGAGCUGUCCCUGCUGCACCCCGGGCUGGCCGCCUACUCGCCCGCCUGCCUGGCCGCCGCCGCCCUACUGCUCGCCCGGCUCACGCACAGCCAGACACAGCCCUGGAGCCCCCGGCUGUGGGACCUCACGGGCUUCUCCUGCGAGGCGCUCACUCCCUGUGUCCUGAGCCUCCAUCAGAAGUGCUUCUACGACGACGCCCCCAAGGACCACCGGCAGGUGUCUCUGGCUGCCGUGAGGCAACGAUUCGAGGACAUCAGCCAGGAGGAGGUGUUGAGCUACGGCCAGCUGUGUGCGGCUCUGGGCGUGCAGCAGGACAGCCCUGAGCCCACGUCCUUCCUCGGUGCCAGCGACAUCCACAGCUUCCUCAGCUCGCCCUCAGGCCGGAGAACCAAGCGGAAACGGGAGAACAGCCCACAGGAGGACAGGGGCAGCUUUGUCACCACGCCGACUGCCGAGCUGUCCAGCCAGGAGGAGACCCUGCUGGGCAGCUUCCUGGACUGGAGCCUGGACUACUGCUCGGGUUACGAGGGCGACCAGGAGAGCGAGGGCGAGAAGGAGGGUGACGUGACGGCUCCCAGUGGCCUCCUCGACGUCACCGUGGUCUGCCUGAAUGCACAGCAGCACUGCUGCCAGGACUCCAGCGACGAGGACGAGGACGGGGCCUGCCCGGAGGAGGAGGGAGCCCGCCACACACCCCCGGUGGCUCCGGGACUGCCCAGCCCUCUGUGCAGCGCAACAGAGCUAGCCUGCAACGUGACCACCUCGGGGUACUCCUCAGUCAGCAGCACGAGCCCCACAAACUCGGUGGACAUGGGCGGCCCUCCCCAAUCUACCUCCGUGCUGUCCCCGGGCAGUGACCUAUACACACGGCCCUGUGGACAGCGCUGGGCCCCCGAGAGCGGCUUUCCCCGCCGGCAGGUGAAGAGGAAGAACCUGUCGGCCUGUGAUGAGCAGGAUGCGGCCCUGGGCUUCCUGCGCCUGUGAGCCUCGCCCCGCCACUGGCAGCUGGCAGGAGGGAAGCGCAGAUGCUCCUGUCCCGCGUCUGGGGGCCUGAGUCAGCACCGACACCCCCCACUCCUAUGUCCCCCCAGCAGCUGCAGCCUGACCGCUGUCCUCCCUGGGUCCUCUCUGCGGGCGGGGACCUCGACCGGUGGUGCUCAUGGGUCACUCCUCAGUGGUGCUUUGGGGAGUCGGACCAGGUACCCGGAGGGAGCGGGGCUGGCCACCUGCCGGGCAAGUGCCUCACGUCUUUCCAGCCCUCCAGCCUUAAUCCUCUUAAGACAAAGCAGAGAGCCCCUGAGGUUCUCAAUUAUCCGGGCUCUGCUCAGGCACCUCUGCGCGUCCUGACCCCACAAAACUCUGGGUGAUGGGACACCCUGGUGGGGUCGCCACCCCCAGUGCCCGGAGCCCCAGCCUGAGGGGACUGGAGGCUCCUCCUGCAGUUCUCCGCCGUGUGUGCCCCAGUGCCCUGUCCCUGCCCUCCCCUGUCGCCGUCAAGACUUCUGCUGCUGUGAGAAUUCAGACCCCAGGCUGGGCCUGUUGGGGCAGGGACGCAGCUGUGGACAGCAGCCCCUGCCUGCCAUGUGCCUGGGCCUGCAUGAGCCUCGGCUCCCUCGUCCGAGGGGCCCCAAUACCUACCUCCCGGGUGGUGAGGAUUAAAUGUGGUGCAGAGGGAAGUGUGUGAGUGGACUCCCUGCGCCUGCGUGCGGGUACACGAGCCUAGUUGUGCCCUGCUCAGAAGCUGCUCCAGCUCCGGGGUCCACCAGCCUCUCCCAAGCCCCCAAUGCUGUCGGACUGACAUGGGGGCUCUGAUGGCCCAGGGGUCACUUGGCCAUCCAAGCGCUUGCUCCUUCCUCUAUUCCUCCAGAGACCCUCAGUGGAUGUGGGACCUCUUCAUUCCACCCCGGUGGUUUAGGUGGACACUGAGGAGCCUGGCAGGGCUCCUGCCUGAUCCCUUUCCUGCUCCAUACCCCCAGCACUGUCCUGGCAUCCCUGGGAAGCAGAUUCUGUCCACUGCUUCCCCUCUCCCUGGCACCCUGCACUCACGGCUUCUGAGCUCACCUCCACCGACUGGGGGUUCCUUUUCCUCACCCCUCCCUCAUGGCCAGCUUAUGUUCAUGGAGCCCAGGCACCCACUGGACACCCCCUCGGUAUGACAUCACCUUUUCCAGCAUGUUGCAAAGGGAUCGCCCCUUCCUGCAGUCAAAAGCCCUACCUGGUCCCCCUCGCGCCUUGCC
Molecule: messenger RNA, 3592 nt
Organism: Sorex araneus (European shrew)
Lineage: Eukaryota; Metazoa; Chordata; Mammalia; Eulipotyphla; Soricidae
Gene: CCNF
Product: cyclin F
Exons: 17
Coding region: 51-2339 (762 amino acids)
Biological process (GO): regulation of cyclin-dependent protein serine/threonine kinase activity; mitotic cell cycle phase transition
Cellular component (GO): nucleus; cytoplasm; centrosome
Molecular function (GO): protein binding; cyclin-dependent protein serine/threonine kinase regulator activity
Source: RefSeq, a predicted model, not a curated record